This is a messenger RNA of Dictyostelium purpureum, 963 nucleotides long. RefSeq lists its product as uncharacterized. The transcript has 2 exons. The coding region runs from base 1 to 963 and encodes 320 amino acids. The record is from RefSeq and is a predicted model, not a curated record. Gene Ontology annotation, cellular component: U2-type spliceosomal complex; post-mRNA release spliceosomal complex. NCBI's taxonomy places the organism in Eukaryota, Evosea, Eumycetozoa, Dictyosteliales, Dictyosteliaceae. Gene Ontology annotation, biological process: mRNA splicing, via spliceosome.
AUGGCAGAGAGAAGAGCAACCAAUAAAUACUACCCACCAGAUUGGGACCCAAGUAAAGGAUCAAUCAACACCUAUAGAGGACAACAUCACUUAAGAGAUAGAGCUAAAAAACUUGCAACAGAAGGUAUCCUAGUUAUAAGAUUUGAAAUGCCAUAUAGCGUGGUAUGUUUAGGGUGUCAGAAUUAUAUUGGUGUAGGCGUUAGAUACAAUGCUGAAAAGAAAACUGUUGGUAAAUAUUUUUCAACCAAUAUUUUAAGUUUUAAAAUGAAGUGUCAUUUAUGUGAUCAAUAUUUUGUAAUAGAAACCGACCCAAAAAAUACAGACUAUAAAAUUAUAUCAGGUUUAAGAAAAAGAGAAAUUGAACAUAAUGAUAAUGAAAAUUUAAUACAAUUAAUUAGUGAAGAAGAGUCAAAGAAAUUAAAUGAGGAUGUUUUAUAUAAAUUGGAAUAUAGAAAAAAUGAUCAAGAAAAAAAUAAAGAAAGAGCAUCACAAUUAGACCAGCUUAAAGAUUUUAUGGAUAAAAGAAGCGUCAACGAUUACCAAUUAUCAUCAAUGAUGAGAAAGAACUUUAGAGAAAAGAAAAAAGAAGAUACAUUAGAAAUUGAAAGAUUAAAAGCAAAAGGAAUAAACAUAUCAUUGGUAAAAGAAACACAAGAGGAUAGAGAUCAAGCAAAAAAAAUUGAAUUCAACUAUAACUCUUUAAAAAGAAAAUUAGAUGAAAAUGUUAAAUUAAAUAGAGAAUUAAAAUUAACUGAACCAAUAUUAUCAAAAUCAUCAACAACAACAACAACAACCUCAACAUCAACAACUGGUAAUAAUAAAAAUAAUAGUAGCAAUUAUAUUUUACAGAAAGAAAAAAGAGAAGGAAUUAUUAAAAAGAAAUCCAAAGUCGAUCCAUCCCUUUUUAAAAAUAACCAACCAUCUAAUGUUAAUAAUGUAUUUAGUUCAAAUCUUUUCAACUAG